AUGAUGGACGACGACCAACCUCGAACACUGUAUGUGGGGAAUUUGUCCAGGGAUGUAACAGAGCCCCUCAUUCUGCAGGUCUUCUCACAGAUAGGACCCUGCAAAAGCUGUAAAAUGAUUUUUGAUACAGCUGGAAAUGAUCCGUACUGCUUUGUGGAGUUCUAUGACCACAGGCAUGCUGCUGCCUCAUUGGCAGCCAUGAAUGGAAGGAAAAUAAUGGGUAAGGAAGUUAAAGUCAACUGGGCCACAACGCCAACAAGCCAGAAAAAAGACACAAGUAAUCACUUCCAUGUCUUCGUUGGAGACCUCAGUCCAGAAAUAACUACAGAAGACGUCAAAGCUGCCUUUGGACCGUUUGGCAGAAUAUCAGAUGCACGUGUUGUGAAAGAUAUGGCAACAGGGAAAUCUAAAGGCUAUGGCUUCGUGUCUUUCUUCAACAAAUGGGAAGCAGAGAACGCCAUUCAGCAGAUGGGGGGUCAGUGGUUAGGAGGCAGGCAAAUCCGAACUAACUGGGCCACAAGAAAGCCCCCCGCACCAAAAAGCAACUAUGAAACUGGUAACUCAAAGCACCUGUCAUUUGAUGAAGUAGUGAACCAAUCCAGCCCCAGUAACUGCACUGUGUAUUGUGGCGGCGUCAGCACGGGACUUACAGAGCAACUAAUGAGGCAGACAUUUUCUCCUUUUGGGCAAAUUAUGGAAAUCAGAGUUUUCCCAGAUAAAGGCUAUUCAUUCAUAAGGUUCAACGCCCAUGAGUCAGCAGCCCACGCCAUUGUGUCUGUGAAUGGGACUGCGUUAGAGGGCCACAUAGUCAAGUGCUACUGGGGUAAAGAGAACCCAGAAAUGAUGAACCCGGUGCAGCAAAUGCCUGUGCCUCAGAACAAGAUGAGCUUCCCUGCAGCUCAGCCUUACAACCAAUGGGGCCAGUGGUAUGGCAACGGGCCUCAAAUCAACCAGUAUGUCCCAAAUGGGUGGCAGGUUCCCACCUACAGUGUCUACGGUCAGGCCUGGAAUCAGCAGGGCUUCAAUCACUUACCGGCCAAUGCUGGAUGGACUGGCAUGAGCGCCAUCAGUAACGGUGGGGUUAUGGAGCCCACACAGGGAUUGAAUGGGAGUAUGCUAGCCAACCAGCCUGGUAUGGGAGCCGCAGGAUACCCUACACACUGA
Molecule: messenger RNA, 1164 nt
Organism: Nerophis lumbriciformis (worm pipefish)
Lineage: Eukaryota; Metazoa; Chordata; Actinopteri; Syngnathiformes; Syngnathidae
Source: RefSeq, a predicted model, not a curated record